This is a messenger RNA of Drosophila innubila, 4431 nucleotides long. Its product is annotated as probable multidrug resistance-associated protein lethal(2)03659. Gene Ontology annotation, biological process: transmembrane transport. Gene Ontology annotation, cellular component: membrane. Gene Ontology annotation, molecular function: ATP hydrolysis activity; ABC-type transporter activity; ATP binding. The record is from RefSeq and is a predicted model, not a curated record. NCBI's taxonomy places the organism in Eukaryota, Metazoa, Arthropoda, Insecta, Diptera, Drosophilidae.
UUUAGUUAUGUUUUGAGUUGCGGACUGAGUAUUUCUUGUCCACAACUUAAUCAAAUGAAAAGGUUUGAAAUUGUUGUUGUAAAUUAAAAUUGCAAAGAUGUAAGUAAUAUACCAGCGAAGAUAUUAAAUGAUUGUUUGUUAUAUGUGUGCAAAAUGUGUGAUGAAAUUAUGAAUAAUUGCCAUCUGGCGUCUGAUGUUCUUAUCGGAAAAAUGAUGUAAAUGCUACAAAACGUUUGCAAUCUUUAACAUAACAAAUAUAAGUGAUUCUAUCAACUCGUUAUUUGUUGGCGCAGUGUAUUAUUUAAAAAUUAUAAAAAAUUCUGUGUUCUUUUUUUUUAAAUUCUGAUACUAAUUAAAAAAUAUCAAGUAAUAUUUUAAUCGAAUAAAUAUUUAAGCUGAGUUCCUUCAAAGAUGAAAGCUGAUAAAUUGGCGCCUAAUCCGCGCGAGAAUGCAAAUUGUAUAUCGGCUUUAAUGUUUUGCUUUGCACUGCCUAUAUUGUUUAAGGGAAGGAAAACUACAUUGGGACCCAAUGAUCUAUAUGAUGUGCUCAGCGAGCAUAAAGGAGAAAAACUAGGAGAGAGAUUAUUUCAAGCUUGGCAGGAUGAGGUCAAGAAGAAUAGACGUAAUCCAAAUAAUGGCAUGCUUAGAGUAAUAUUGAAGGUUUUUGGCUGGGAAUUGGUACUAUCUGGCUUUGUUAUUGGUGGACUCGAAUUGGGAUUGAGAGCAACUAUGCCACUUCUUUUGGCGGGGCUAAUAUCGGAGUUUGCCACAAAUGGAAAUGGAAACAGUCUCAAUGCUCAGAUUUAUGGAGCCGUCUUGGUGACCUUUAUAGUAAUGGGUGUGCUUCUCUUCCAUCCCUUCAUGAUGCACAUGAUGCAUCUGGCGAUGAAAAUGAGAGUCGCUGUCAGCUGUGCCAUUUAUCGCAAGGCUCUUCGUUUGAGCCGUACCGCACUUGGAGGCACAACAACGGGGCAGGUGGUGAAUCUGGUGUCCAAUGAUCUGGGUCGUUUUGAUCGUGCCUUGAUUCACCUCCACUUUCUAUGGCUGGGACCACUGGAGCUGUUGUUUGCCUCGUACUUUCUCUAUCAACAAAUCGGAGUCGCCUCCUUUUAUGGCAUUGCCAUCCUGUUGCUCUACCUGCCUCUCCAGACGUAUCUCAGCAGAUUGACCUCAGCUCUAAGACUGAAGACUGCUCUUCGAACAGAUCAAAGGGUGAGGAUGAUGAACGAGAUCAUAGCUGGGAUUCAGGUGAUUAAGAUGUAUGCCUGGGAGAUGCCCUUCGAGAAACUGAUUUCCAGCACACGAGCCAGCGAGAUGAGAGUCAUCAGAAAAGUGAAUUACAUACGAGGAGUACUGCUUUCCUUUGAGAUUACGCUGGGUAGAGUCGCAAUCUUCUCCAGCCUCUUGGCCUUCGUGCUCACAGGAGGACAAUUGACAGCAGAGAGAGCAUUUUGUGUGACGGCCUUUUACAACAUCUUACGUCGGACAGUGAGCAAAUUCUUUCCCAGUGGCAUGUCCCAGGUGGCCGAAUUAUUGGUAUCCUUGAAAAGGAUAACACAGUUCAUGCUACGGGAAGAGACUGAUGCCUUUAUGCUAGACCAAGAAGAGGAAGAGGACAAGAAUGAAGCUGAGGAGAAUAAUCAUUUAAGGAAUGGCAAGCAGCCCUUGUCCUCCGCCAGCUUUACUGAUAUCGUCGUUGAAAUCAAGGAUCUGAGAGCACGUUGGAAUGUGGAGCACACUGAUCCCAUUUUGGACGAUAUUAAUAUAAGGCUGCAGCGACAACAGCUCGUAGCAGUCAUAGGGCUUCUUGGCGAGCUUCGUGCGGAGACAGGAAAGUUGCUGCUUAUGCGUGCCACUGACAAGCAACGCUAUCGAACUGUAGUCAAGAUGUGCGCUCUGGAACGGGACUUUGAGCUGUUGGAUCAGGGAGACAAGACAAUUGUCGGAGAGCGUGGAGCAUCUCUCUCUGGAGGGCAGAGGGCCCGCAUAAGUCUGGCACGUGCUGUCUACCGAAAGGCGGAUGUCUACCUCCUCGAUGAUCCUCUCAGCGCCGUCGACACCCAUGUGGGACGUCAUCUCUUCGAGCAAUGUAUGCGAGGAUUUCUACGCAAUCAGCUCGUCAUCUUGGUCACACAUCAACUGCAGUAUCUGGAGCACGCCGACCAGAUUGUCAUCAUGGACAACGGUAAGGUAACGGACAUUGGCACCUACGAACAUAUGCUCAAGAGUGGCCAGGACUUUGCCCAGCUCCUUACCCAGCAAACACCAGAAGAGACUGAAGAGGAGGUUAAGGACCCGCAGGCUGCUGGAGAUUAUAAUGGAAAAGCCACGUCGUAUUCCCGCAACAAUAGUGUGGAGAGUCGGGAUAGUGUCUCCUCCAUGGGUUCAAGUGUUGCCGACUCACUGAUUGCCCAAGAGAAGCCCAAGGAAGUUCAGGAAUCUAGAUCUGCAGGGAAAAUUGGCUGGGACAUGUAUCAGAAAUACUUUGCCGCCGGUUGCAGUUGGUUCGUGUUCCUCUUGGUUGUAUUCUUGUGCAUUGGCACGCAGGUGAUGGCCUCUUGGGGAGAUUACUUUCUGUCCUACUGGGUUAAGAAUAACUCCUCCGCCUCUCUGGAUAUUUAUUACUUUGCCGCCAUCAAUAUAGCGUUGAUUGUGUUUGCCUUAUUACGUACGAUUCUGUUCUUCAGUGUGUCCAUGCAUGCCUCGACUCAACUGCAUAACUCCAUGUUCCGGGGGAUUACACAUGCUGCCAUGUAUUUCUUCAACACAAAUCCUUCGGGAAGGAUAUUAAAUCGUUUCGCGAUGGACCUGGGACAGGUGGAUGAAGUAUUGCCCGCCGUAAUGCUGGACUGUAUACAGAUCUUCCUGACUUUGACAGGGAUUAUAACUGUUUUGUGUAUUUCGAAUCCUUGGUAUCUAAUCAAUACCUUCGCCAUGCUCUUAUCCUUUUACUAUAUACGUGAUUUUUACCUGAGUACGUCACGUGAUGUAAAAAGACUGGAGGCUGUUGCUCGUUCUCCGAUGUACUCCCAUUUUGGAGGCACUCUGAAUGGUCUUCCCACGAUAAGAGCGAUGAGGGCGCAGAGAAUGUUAAUUUCGGAAUAUGAUCAUUAUCAGGAUAAUCAUUCCAUUGGUUAUUACACAUUUCUCUCGACUAGUCGAGCCUUUGGCUACUAUCUGGAUCUUUUCUGCGUCGUUUAUGUUCUCAUCAUUAUUUUAAAUAACUUUUUCAAUCCUCCCGAGAAUCCAGGACAAAUUGGCUUGGCGAUUACACAGGCCAUGUCCAUGACUGGGAUGGUGCAAUGGGGCAUGCGACAGUCUGCUGAACUGGAGAAUUCUAUGACCUCCGUAGAGCGCGUGAUUGAGUAUAGGAACUUAAAAGCGGAAGGAGAGUUUACAUCAGCUGCUGGAAAGAAACCAACGUUAAAUUGGCCAGAAGAUGGGGAAAUUGUAGCUGAUGAUUUGAGUCUACGAUAUGUGCCAGAUCCUCAAUCUCCCUAUGUACUUAAAUCUCUCAACUUUAUUAUCCAACCAUGUGAAAAAGUCGGUAUUGUGGGACGCACUGGAGCAGGAAAAUCCUCAUUGAUAAAUGCACUAUUCCGUCUAUCUUAUAACGAUGGUUCUAUCUUGAUCGACAAACGCGAUACAGAAGAAUUGGGCUUACAUGAUCUGCGAAGUAAAAUUUCGAUUAUACCCCAAGAGCCCGUACUUUUCUCUGGCACGAUACGAUAUAAUUUAGAUCCAUUUGAACAAUAUGCGGACGAGAAAUUGUGGCAGGCUCUUGAUGAGGUUCAUCUAAAAGAGGAUAUAUUCGAGUUGCCAAUGGGACUGCAGAGUACCAUUUCCGAGGGUGGCUCAAAUUUCAGCGUGGGUCAACGACAACUCCUAUGUCUGGCACGUGCCAUUCUCCGGGAGAAUCGAAUUCUCGUUAUGGAUGAGGCCACCGCCAAUGUGGAUCCACAAACUGAUGCACUUAUUCAGACCACCAUCAGAAAUAAGUUCAAGGACUGCACGGUACUGACAAUAGCUCAUCGGCUACACACUAUUAUGGAUUCAGAUAAGGUAAUGGUAUUGGAUGCUGGUCACAUUAUUGAAUUCGCCGCACCUUAUGAACUUUUAACGGGAUCCCAAAGCAGUGUUUUCUAUAGCAUGGUUAUGCAGACGGGAAAGACAACAUUCGAGCACCUUUUGAAAAUAGCAGAGCAGGCCUAUGAAAACAACAAACUCGAUUAGUCGGAGUAGUUAACGGAUGAUAAUUUUGUAAAGAAUAACCAUAUAUUUUUAUAUAGAAACUCUUAUACUAUUGCUGGAAUGCAUUUACUAGUUAAUAAUUUGAAACAGCAAAAUAUUUUUCAAGUGUCCAGGUAGCUUGGAGGAUACAACGAUACACAACUAUUUAUUGUUCUAAAUAAAACAACUAAAGAAAUCGAA